Messenger RNA from Stylonychia lemnae, 2067 nucleotides. NCBI's taxonomy places the organism in Eukaryota, Ciliophora, Spirotrichea, Sporadotrichida, Oxytrichidae. The record is from the annotation of a GenBank genome assembly.
AUGUUCUUGGACUUUAUUAAGCAUUUGACACUCUCUUGCAGUUUGCUAUCAUCUUCAAAAGAUUAUUCUCAUUUAGUCAAUCUCAAUUUGAUUUUUGUUGAGGUGAAUGAUUUUUAUCUUGGCUAUGAAGGAUUAGAUUGGUAAAGCAAUAUAGAAAAUUCAGAUUAGAUACUGAAAGGUGAUGAUUAUUCAUUAAAUAUGUACAGAGGUUUACAAUAGGAUAGGCUUUUGUAUUAAAAUUUUGGAAGAGAUAACUUACUUUUCUACUACAAAAAGGGGGUUUAUGACUAGGAUGAUCUUCAUCAAUUACUAGAGUUAUUUUAGAACAUUUAUAGAACUUAAGGUACAUUUAUUAGAGUGUAUUAUGGAGCUAUUAAGAAUUAAUAUACAUUAGAAGAAACCAUAUUCAAGUAUUGGUAUGAAAAGCCUAAAGAUAUAACUUUUAGUGGAUCAUUUGAGUAGCUCAAUGAUAUAGAACUUUCAUUAAUCAUUGAUGCUUUUCAUGUAUGGAGAGAUGAUUUGAUCAUUAGAAAUCAUUUUUCCUUUACAAGUCCUAACAUCAUGGAAUUUAAGAAUGAAUUUUUAGAGCUAUUAAACAUGCCAUAAGGAAAAGAUUUUAUAGUCUAUUUGUACUCAGAUGAUUGUGGGAUUAAAUGCAAAAAUACUCAUCUGUUUUAUAAUUAAUUAGCUGAUCAUAUCAGUAAUGUCAGAGAUGUUAAAGUUGCUCAUACAGAUAUGACUUCUUCUAUUUUUUGGGGAAUAUGGCCUUAUGGACUGCCAUAUUGCCGAUUUUACUCUCAUUUAAUCCGAAAUAACUUUGAAUACAUCUAUGAGCCAUACAAAGUAGAGGAUUAUGUCAAGUUUUUGAAGAAAAAGUCAAUUCUUUUUCUAAAGUAUAUGAAUGCUAAGGAUAGAUAGAAAGCAGCACCAAUGACUAUUUAAUAAAUUGAAAGAGACUGGUAUGUCAGACAUUGUAUCAAUCAUGAGAGUAAUCCAAAACUCAUGAUGCAAUAUUUAUUAUACCAUAUCACGGACUAUGACAAUGUCCUAGAUUUAUAUCUGUAAGAAAAAGUGAACCAAGAGAGGAUAGGAUAUAAUAUCUACCAACUAUCAACUCAUAAAGAAAUCGAGUAUAAGUAUCCUUUCUUUUAAGUAGUAGUAAAAGGAACAGGGGGCUUGAUGAAAGUUGCACUAGUUGGAGCUCCCUUAUAUAAAGAUUAAAGAGAAAAGUUUUAUCAGCUUCAAUUGGAUGGAUAUAUGAUAAUUGGAAUUUAAUCGUACAGAAGCUUUCCAAUCUUUAAUUAAUGGGAGCAUGAUACUGAUAGUAGAAUUGCUGCUAAUGAUAGAGAAUUCUAGGAAAUCAUGAAGUACUUUUCAGGAUGGUUGCAUAACAUGAGAGAACCGGCGAAGCACUUGCCAGUUUACAUUCCUAGAAUGUUGUUUGCUGAGUCAGAUCUAUAAUUAUUUAUGACUGAAUCACACUAUCCUGAUGGUACUGAUAUAGAAAAUAAGAAAUAUGAUGUUAUGUUUAUGAAUGCUGGCAAUACUUCCUGGCAUUCAGAUGUUAAGAACUGGACGCUAGCUGUUGAUUGCUUUAGAGAAAUUAUUGCUAAGACUGACAUGAACAUUUAAUUAGUUGGAAGGGAGGCUCCUGAAGACUUGAAAGAUCGUAUUAAUGUGCAUACUUUUAUGGGUUUCAAGGAAUUUCUAGGGGUUUUAGGUGAAACAGACAUUUUACUAAUCCCAAGUAUUUCUGAUGCCUCUCCGAGAAUUCUCACUUAAGCUUUGUCAAUUAAUACUGCAGUCAUAGUCAAUAAAGAUAUUGUUGGUGGAUGGAAGUAUAUUAAUGAGUAAACUGGAGCAUUCUUCUCAACAAAAGAAGAAAUCGUCGAUGUGAUUAACCUGGUCAAAGAAAGAAGAAGAAAAGGAAUCUUAAGGCCCAAAGCUUGGUUUUAAGAGUAUUCGACACAUAUUCAUUAGAAGUUUGAAGUUUUUGUUGAGAAUUUGCGAAUGAUGAAUUUCUAUGAUAGAGAUAUUAAUGGUUAUCCUUUCGAAACAGCACUCUGA